AGCUGCGCUCGCGGGCCGACUCGCGGCUGCCUACAGCAUCACCUGCGCUACAGCCAAAAAAUACUGCCUAAUUCCAUACCGAAGAGCCCCGCUUUCCACACGUGCAGCCCGGCAGCUCAACGAGAUGAUCAUGGGCCCCAAGCUUUGGUGCCUGCUCUCCUGCAUCGCUGCCGUGGAAUCGGGCGGCUAUGUCAUGACCAACAGCAACAUAAAAACUGCAGUCGCUGCGUGGCUCUCGGACGCGACGGCUGCCGAGGCGACGUACGGCCACAUCUCGACGUGGGAGACCGGGGGGGUGACUGACAUGUCGUACUUGUUUUGUGCGUAUUCAGGAUUGAGUUCUUGCAACACUGCCGCGGCGUCCUUCAACGAGGACAUCGGCGCGUGGGACACCUCUGGCGUCACGACGAUGUACGAUAUGUUCUACCACGCCUCGGCCUUUAACCAGGACAUCAGUGGUUGGGCGGUUCACAGCGUCACGGACAUGCGCUGGAUGUUCGCCGGCGCUUCGGCCUUCGACCAGGACCUCGGCUGGUGCGUGGACGACGGCGUUUUUGACCCCUACGGGUGGGGAUACACCAUCCAAGACGCAUUCUCUGGCACCUGGUGCGCGUCGACGUCGUGCGGCGUCUAUUCCUCGGCAGAGCUAAGGUGCGGCGGUGUGAUGAGCAAUACCGGCAUCCGCAAUGCCGUCGCGGCGUGGGUAUCGAACUCUACGGCCGCCGAGGCGACGUACGGCCACAUCUCGACGUGGAAGACCGGGGGGGUGACGGACAUGUCGUCUUUGUUCCUCUAUAGGUAUUACUUCAACGACGACAUAGGCGCGUGGGAUACCUCUGGCGUCAGGAGCAUGAAUCGGAUGUUCCGUGUGGCCGAGUCGUUCAACCAGGAUAUCAGUGGUUGGGCGGUCGACAGCGUCACGGAUAUGGCCAGAAUAUUCGACUGUGCCAGGGCCUUCAACCAGGACAUGGGCGAUUGGGCGGUCGACAGUGUUACGGACAUGGACCGGAUGUUCGAAGGCGCCUCGGCGUUCGACCAGGACCUCGGCUGGUGCUUGGGCGAUGACGUGAAAUUAAACGGUGCCUUUGAUGAAACAAAGUGCGAGUCGACCUCGUGCGGCGUCUCUCACAAUGACGUGAUUGGCAUAUGCGAACCAUGGGCCCGUCCGUGUCUCAUUCGCGUGGGAGGGCAAUGUUACAUAUCCUCACCAACACUCAUCAUCAUCGUGCUUGUCCUUCUCGCUGGCUUCGGCGCAUGCGUCUGCUGUCGGAAGAAGAAGGACGAAACUUACGCCGCCGCCGCCCGCCGCCUCCUUUGCAGCUGCCUCUGCUGCUGCUGCUUCUGCUGCCGGAAAAAGAAGGAAUCGAGUAGUGUUGACUCCCAACCGAAUUCUCCGGCAGAGUCGCCACCGGAGGAUGCCACGCCCUCCAAGGAAGAAGAGGCUACCGCCGUCGCCCCGGAAGCCGAGGAGGAGACCCUCGUCGAGGAGAGCCCUCAAGAGACCGCCGUCGACGAGCCGCCGCCGCCGCCCGCGAAGAAAAGCUGGUGGUACGGGCGCGCAGAGCCCGAACCCGAGGAGGCCGAACAGCCGCCUCCGCUAAGCCCCUUCUCCGCGUUACGCGCCGAGCUCUAGCGCCGAGCGCGAACGAGAACUCAAGACGCUCGCAAGUCCCUAGGACACAAGU
Molecule: messenger RNA, 1685 nt
Organism: Pelagomonas calceolata
Lineage: Eukaryota; Pelagophyceae; Pelagomonadales; Pelagomonadaceae
Source: the annotation of a GenBank genome assembly